Molecule: messenger RNA, 994 nt
Organism: Manihot esculenta (cassava)
Lineage: Eukaryota; Viridiplantae; Streptophyta; Magnoliopsida; Malpighiales; Euphorbiaceae
Exons: 1
Coding region: 329-868 (179 amino acids)
Biological process (GO): root development; shoot system development
Source: RefSeq, a predicted model, not a curated record
UCAAGCUUUCCUGUGAAAAAAAGCUAAGAACAGCCAUGGCUAAUAGGUACCAUGUGAGAUCAGUUAGCCUGCCCUCAAGAUCCCAUCCCACCACCCUUAGAGUACAAGAAGAGCUGAACAAGCUCAAAACUUGGGAGGCGUCAUCAACUUCUACAUCAGGGUCAAUUUUCAUUGGCCUGUCAGGACUAGAAGACUUGUACAAAGAAGUGAAUGAUCUAUUCAGCAUGUCAUCAGCACAGGAUGCCUUCUCUCACUGUCAAAAUGGAAAAUGUCUUGACAAUUUAUCAGAUGGAUCAGUGAGGAUUUUGGAAAUCUUACAAGGGACUUGAUGUUACAGUUCAAGGAGCAAGUUCAAGCUCUUCAAUCUGCCCUUCGGAGGAGAAAAGAAGAUUCUAGCAUCGAAAAAAGUGUAGCUAAUUAUACUUGCUUCAGAAACAAGAUAAAUAAGGGGGCGAAGAAGUAUAUUGCUGUAUUGAAGCAAAUGGAGAGCAAAGUUAAGGCAUCUGCACUUGAAGAUAACCACUUGAUUCGAUUGUUUGAAGAAGUCAUUGCAAUGAAUAUUUCUAUCUUCCGAUCCCUUUUCUUGUUCUUGUCAACAUCGAAGCCAAAACGAAGUAGAUGGUCUACUGUUUCGAAGUGGAUGCACAAGGGAACAAUAGCAUGUGAAGAAAAGCAAGAAAUUGAGAAUCAUUUAGAAAGCGUUGAUGCUGCAUUAAGCGAGAGGCCUCAUCUCGUUAAUAUUCAAAUUGCGCGUCAAAGGUUGGAGGCUUUGGAGGCCAGCGUUGAACAUAUUGAGAAUUGCUUGGAGAAUGUGUUCAGGAACUUGAUUAAAACAAGAGCCUUCAUUUUGAACAUAAUCUCUCAAUAGAGCCUUAACACUACUGAUUUCUAAACAAAAUCCGGGAAAGGCAUCAAAAUUUUAGAAGAUCUGCCGAACCUAUAUAUGUACAUAAAUCAAAUUUUAUAUCUGUAUAAUGAAAUAUAGAAAAGUUUU